Molecule: messenger RNA, 3502 nt
Organism: Fundulus heteroclitus (mummichog)
Lineage: Eukaryota; Metazoa; Chordata; Actinopteri; Cyprinodontiformes; Fundulidae
Gene: ntrk2b
Product: neurotrophic tyrosine kinase, receptor, type 2b
Exons: 18
Coding region: 590-2968 (792 amino acids)
Biological process (GO): regulation of phosphatidylinositol 3-kinase/protein kinase B signal transduction; multicellular organism development; cellular response to brain-derived neurotrophic factor stimulus
Cellular component (GO): plasma membrane; signaling receptor complex; axon
Molecular function (GO): brain-derived neurotrophic factor receptor activity; brain-derived neurotrophic factor binding; ATP binding
Source: RefSeq, a predicted model, not a curated record
CCCCCCCCCCCCCUCCCCAAAGGGAUGGCUCGGAGCUGCGCCCGUCCUCGGUGAUGAUCGAUAGACGAAUGCAGGUAGCCUUCCUCCCCUACACACGAAGCAUCACCACGCAUCCCUCCACUCCGCCGCGCAGCUUUCCUCCCCAUCAGCGCACACGGGGGGCUCCUGCCUAUUGAUCUCUGAACAUCUGGAGCAGCUCAUAUUUGUUUUCUAAGGCAGUCGGGCGCCCGCAAAAGGAGGAGUGAGACAGCAACAGCAGCGGCGGCGGCGGCGGCGACGGCGGCGGCAGAACGGAGCACUUGACACCUUUCUUCGCGGCAUCGAUAUGCAGUAGCGUGAUACCAGCUCUGCGGAGACGGAGAAGGCCAGUCCAUGGCAUCUUGAUAUUAAAACCGUGGGCUUUGCGCAUUCCCAACCGACAGCGCAGUCUUGUUUUCUUUUUUUUUAUCCCCCUCCCUUACUUCUUCUCCUUCUGCGGAAUCGGAAGGAUUAACUUGGCCAAGGUAAAGGGCGGCAAGUGAAAAAUCCCAAUUUUUUUCCAGUUUGACCAGAUUCCGUUCUGUCGUGGGGUAUAUUGACUGGCCCCGCGAUGGACUCCUGCACGGGGGAAUACGGCAUGGCUCGCUUUGGAUUGUAUGUGCUUUUGAUGGGGCUGUGGAGAUCCAGCGAUGCCUAUUGCCCCGAAUCCUGCACUUGCAGCAUCUCAAGGAUUGUUUGUAUUGAUCCCGAACCGGGGAUCGAGGAUUUCCCUGUCCUUACGCUAGAUGACAUGGAAAACAUCACCGAGAUAUACAUUGCCAAUCAAAACAGAUUGUUUGACAUGAGUGACAGCAGUUUAAGGCACUACAUAAACCUCAGAAACCUGACGGUGACAAGGACGAGAUUGACAUCUAUAUCUUCAGAUGCGUUUUAUAACAACACAAGACUUCAAUAUGUAAAUCUCAGAGAUAACAAUCUCUCAAUGCUGUCAUGGAGAACAUUUCAGAACUUCAACAUCACAUUUCCGCUUCUUCUAUCUGGAAACCCUCUGGAUUGUGUUUGCGAGAACUUGUGGAUCAAACUAAGACUCCAAGAAGACAUAGACAGUCCGGAGCUGACGUGUAAUGAUGAAACUGGGGAGACGAGGGACUUUUCCACACUCACUCCACCAGACUGUGUGGUUCCCAAAGUAGAGCUGAUCCCCAAAACUGUGACCGUGAAGGAGGGGGGUAAUGUCAAAGCUGUGUGCAGUGCCUCAGGCUCCCCCGUUCCUGUGAUCCAGUGGACCCUUGAUAUGCUCUCAACUACUUAUGAGAUUGACCCUAUGGAAACGAAGAACACCCUCACCUUGUCAGGCCUGUCUCCUGAUGACAAUGGCAGGGUGAUCGUAUGCAGCGCCGAGAACAUGGUCGGCCAGACCGAAGCCACACUUCAGCUCAAUGUUCUCUUCCGCCCAACCAUCCAGCAACUGCUGGAACCUCAGCGGAACCACCACUGGUGCAUCCCAUUCACCGUGACAGGAAACCCCAAACCUGAACUGCUCUGGUACCAUAAGAACGAGCUGCUCCAGGAGCAGGACUACAUCCGCACCAUGAUCCAUGAGUCGACUGAGAACGAGGACCACGGCUGCCUGCAGCUGGUCAAUCCCACUCAUAUCCACAACGGCGAAUAUAAACUAGUGGCAAAGAACGAGUAUGGAGAGGAUGAAAAGACAGUCACGGCCCAGUUCAUUGAGCCACCGAACAUUACUUCCACAGACGAGUAUUAUUACCCCGAUACACCAAUUCCUCCUCUGGACGACAGUGUUGCAGUAUAUGUCGUCGUGGGAAUUGCCGGUGUUGCCUUGACUGGCUGCGUCCUCAUGGUCAUCAUUUUGAAAUAUGGAAGAAACUCAAACUUUGGUAUUAAAGGCUCCUCCUCGGUAAUCAGCAACGACGAUGACUCUGCCAGCCCUCUUCAUCACGUCUCCAAUGGCAACAACACCCCGUCGUCCUCGGAGAUGGGUCCAGACGCAGUGAUCAUUGGGAUGACAAAGAUUCCUGUCAUUGAGAAUCCGCAGUACUUCCGUAACUCCGGCAGCAUGCUGAAAGCCGACACGUUUGUCCAGCACAUCAAAAGGCACAACAUUGUGCUGAAGCGGGAGCUGGGAGAAGGAGCCUUUGGGAAGGUCUUUCUUGCCGAGUGCUACAACCUGGUGCCAGACCAUGAGAAGAUCCUUGUGGCCGUCAAGACUCUGAAGGAGGCCACCGAAAGCGGUCGAGCAGACUUCUACAGAGAGGCGGAGCUGCUCACCAACCUGCAACACGAGCACAUCGUCACCUUCUAUGGAGUGUGUGUGGAGAGCGAACCGCUCAUCAUGGUGUUUGAAUACAUGAAGCAUGGAGACCUGAACAAGUUUCUCAGGUCCCACGGUCCUGAUGCUGUUCUCAUGGCAGACGGUCAGCACAGCAUCCUGGUGGAGCUCACCCAGUCUCAGAUGCUGCACAUUGCCCAACAGAUUGCUGCUGGCAUGGUCUACCUGGCAUCCCAGCAUUUUGUCCACAGAGACUUGGCAACAAGGAACUGCCUGGUAGGGGAAAAUCUGCUGGUCAAGAUAGGGGACUUUGGCAUGUCAAGAGAUGUUUACAGCACAGACUACUAUAGGGUGGGUGGUCACACGAUGCUGCCGAUCCGCUGGAUGCCCCCAGAGAGCAUCAUGUAUCGGAGGUUCACGACGGAGAGCGACGUGUGGAGUCUGGGUGUGGUGCUGUGGGAGAUCUUCACCUACGGCAAGCAGCCCUGGUACCAGCUCUCCAACAAUGAGGUGAUUGAGUGCAUCACACAGGGCCGAGUCCUGCAGCGGCCCCGUUCCUGUCCUAAGGAAGUAUACGACCUGAUGCUGGGCUGCUGGCAGAGGGAGCCCUACAUGAGGCUGAACAUCAAGGAAAUCCACAGCAUGCUGCAGAGCUUGGCCAAGGCCUCGCCUGUGUACCUGGAUAUAUUGGGCUGAUCCGCCGGCGCCUGUGUAUGUAGUCCGUGUGCAUGUGUGCUUCUUACGUUGGACGGGUGUCUGAGUGCUGGAGGGCACGUCGCGAGGCAGAGGGAGGGUAGGAGGUGAAGGUGCCGUGCCUACAUCCAAUGUACAGAAUCUGGUUGUAAAUGUGGCUGUAAAAUGCAAACGGUCCCCUGUCCUCAUUCCACGAAGAGCAGCCUUAAACUUUUGAGUUUCGCUUUGCUGUCAUGGUCAUUUGCAGAUUAUUUGCAGGCAUGUUUCAGAGAAUAAAGCGAAAAUACAUGCGCAAAAUGCAGGUCUAAAACAACGACGACAACAACAACAAAAAAAGACCCGCCAUUCUACAUAAUUUGAACACAUCGGCACACCGUGCUUCAUAUUUUGCUGGGAGUAAAAAGAAAAGGCAGGAAGCAGGAACACUCAUUGACUGAGAAUAUAUGGGAACAUUUACUGUAGAUAGAGCUUUUGACGUCCAGUUGAUUUAAAUCUGGUAUUUAAGUCAUGAACAUGUAAAAAAAAAAAUAAUAAUAA